UUGCGGUCGUCGUCGGAGCAAUUGUUGUGCUUAUAGGAUCAAGCUCAAGCCUUUUUCCCUGCAAACAUGAGCAGGAAAGGCAAACGGCCCCCAAUGUAACCUCACCCAUGGCAUCAGGGGUUUGUUGUCGCAACACUCUGCAGAAAAGCUGCUUUUGCUCCGAAACUCCGAAUGAAAAGUUCCCAUCGCCCAUUAAGCGUGCAGUGUGAACCGUUAUGAUGCUGCCACAGCGAGUUUCAGCUUAUAAUCGUCACUUCAACCGAUGCCUUCGAGUUUAAUUUACAUUGUACCAGGAUGACCGGCUCGAUAGUACUCUGGUUGGUCGUGGGCUUGGCUGGGCCGUCCUGGGCCCAGUUGAGCAUGGGUUGUUUCAAGAACUCGGCACCGGAGCCGAUACUCCCUGUUCUAGUUGCCAAGAAGAUCGUUUCACCUGCCGAGUGCAUACAGGAGUGCAGGGCUCGUUAUUACAUGUUUUCGGGAUUGAUAAAUGGUGUUCAAUGUUCCUGUGGUAGUCACUAUGGUAAGACUGAACCAUCCAACGAUUGCAAAGACGUGUGCCUGGGUGAUACCAAUCAAUUUUGUGGAUCCGACGAAGCCAUCAACAUAUACUCGACUGGACAGAAAGGUCCUAGUCCGCCAAGGAGUGUAGCCGUUACGAAUUUUGGGCAGGACACGUUGGAAGUCAACUGGUUGUCGCCAGAUAUUCCCAAUGGAAAAAUAGUUUCUUACACAGUGAAGGCUGAAGCCAUUGAAACCUUUUCGUCAGUUCCACUACAAGCAGUUCAGAACGAGGUGCAAGGAGAAUUUUCCAACGUAACGACUCUCUAUGGUUUGCACCCAGGCACCAAGUAUAACAUCACCAUUUUUGCUACCAAUACGCAAGGCUCCAGCGACGUGUCGUACACGAUUGAUUGGACUCGUUUGGGUCCACCUAGCAAGCCUAGCAUGCCAAAAAUCGUUUCGAUGAGCGAAAAAACAAUCACAAUCGAAGUUCCAGAAGGACAUAGCGAAAAUGGCCCUCUGUCAUUUUACCAUGUCGUUGUGGUGCAAGCAGGAACGAUACCUCCGAUGGGACACGAUGUUAUGUAUGAAAACUACAUCAAAUCGAGUAGAGAAGGCUACGGGUAUUACAUUACGGGAAGGUUCGACGAUUCUGAUUUCGGCCUGUACAAAAAUUUCGUCGUUGGCGACGAGAGAAUCAUCGGAGGAUACUAUAACGCUCCAUUGAACAAUAAGAAUGGACUGCCAGGGAUUGGAAUCGCUGUUGAGUCGCGAGAUCGGGGAGAGGUACAGUACAGCUAUUCCGAUUUGACCAUGGGCUGGCGAAAAAUUGAAUUCCUCGCCAAUGAAAGUCCGGGUCCCAGCACAAUCAGAAUCAUACUCUGGGUUCUAAUUGUGAUAUUGAGCAUUUUACUCGUGGCAUCGGUGCUUUUCUUUUUGAUGUUGCGUCAAAGAUUUCAACAGGUGCGAAUGCAAAGGCUACCCGAAUCUCAGGAACUGACACUGCAAGGACCUUUGUAUGAAGUAGACAACAUGGCUUACAUUCCCGAGGAUGUGCCAGAAAGGACGAAUCACUACCAGGAGCUGAAGACCAAAGUCUGGAGUAUACCUCGAAAUAAUUUAAACUUUGAUCCAAAUCCAAUGAAGAGGGGACUGUUUGGUACCAUACAUUUGGGUACGGUUCAGAGGGACGCGAGCAUGGUACCGGUGUCGGUUCACAAAAUUUCCGACACUGCUCUAAGAAACUCGGAAAAAAGAAAAAUGCUGCGCGAGCUCGACAUUUGCAUAAAAGCAGGUAGCUCCAAGUACCUCGCCAGCCUCGUAGGCAACUGCGAGACUCAGGACGUUGUGUUCGUGGUGAUCGAAAUGCCACCGCAGAAUCUCAAAGCUCGAUUACUGGCAGCUCGUUCGGGCGACCAUUUUCCACACGAGCAAAUAUUGCGGAUAGGCGCUUGUAUAGCCAAUGCUCUCAGGCACUUGGACAGUCUCAAGAUCAUUCACACUCGCGUGUGUGCCAGGAGCGUGGGUUUAAAUGCCGAUUGGUCGCCCAAACUUAUGGGUCACGGCAUAUCGAAGUAUGCAUUGGAGGACGUCAAGUUUGCCAGAUGGACGGCGCUCGAGUGUUUCAGCAACCAAGUGAAACACCAGCCGGGUGUGGUGUGGGCCUAUGGCGUGUUACUUUGGGAGAUGUUCAGCAUGGGAGGUACACCCUACUCCAAUCUUGAAAUGGAUAGUGACGUCGAGAAUGCGGUCAACGAUGGCUUGAGACUCCAGCAGCUCAUGGAUAUGCCCGAUCCGAUUUAUGAAGUCAUGAGCUCCUGCUGGCUUACCGAUCCCGAGGAGAGGCCAACUUUUGAUGAGCUUGUUCGAUUGAACACGCUAUCAAUAUGUCCAAUAACAUCAAUAACAGAGGCAUACAGGCCCGAGUUGGAAUUGAACAUGAACUGAAUCGGUAAGU
Molecule: messenger RNA, 2458 nt
Organism: Copidosoma floridanum
Lineage: Eukaryota; Metazoa; Arthropoda; Insecta; Hymenoptera; Encyrtidae
Product: tyrosine-protein kinase Wsck
Biological process (GO): protein phosphorylation; positive regulation of kinase activity; multicellular organism development
Cellular component (GO): plasma membrane; signaling receptor complex
Molecular function (GO): protein binding; transmembrane receptor protein tyrosine kinase activity; ATP binding
Source: RefSeq, a predicted model, not a curated record